Molecule: messenger RNA, 294 nt
Organism: Prunus armeniaca (apricot)
Lineage: Eukaryota; Viridiplantae; Streptophyta; Magnoliopsida; Rosales; Rosaceae
Source: the annotation of a GenBank genome assembly
AUGAUAGACGGAGUUGUUCAAAACUUGCGAGCCCAACUUGGUGGUCCAGUUGGUGAGAAUUUGCAACCCACUCAGAGCACGCAGGAUAGUGAACCUACUAUGACAAAGUCAUUUAUGCAAGAGUUUGAUUUCAUGUUGAUGUCCCGGAUGUCCUCUGGGGUUUGGGAUUUUCAUAACCUGAAGCCCUUGUUUGAAGGAGAACGAGUUUGGGAGUAUCAUGCAAGGGGUUUUCUACACAAAUUUGCAAUGGUUGCAAUGAAUUUGAAAAGAUCGAAUGGAAUCUUGAAACUAUGA